Messenger RNA from Punctularia strigosozonata HHB-11173 SS5, 654 nucleotides. RefSeq lists its product as uncharacterized. The coding region runs from base 1 to 654 and encodes 217 amino acids. The record is from RefSeq and is a predicted model, not a curated record. Gene Ontology annotation, biological process: protein peptidyl-prolyl isomerization; protein folding. Gene Ontology annotation, cellular component: endoplasmic reticulum; fungal-type vacuole. NCBI's taxonomy places the organism in Eukaryota, Fungi, Basidiomycota, Agaricomycetes, Corticiales, Punctulariaceae. The transcript has 8 exons. Gene Ontology annotation, molecular function: peptidyl-prolyl cis-trans isomerase activity.
AUGUUCUUCAGCAAGCUUUCGCUUGCGGUCUUGCUCGUCACAGUUGCGGCGCUGUUCUCGGUGCAGUCUGUCGAGGCGGCGAAAGGCCCCAAGAUCACUCACAAGGUCUACUUCGACAUCAAGCAUGGCGACAAGGAUCUUGGGCGUAUCGUGAUGGGUCUCUACGGCGGUACUGUUCCCAAGACCGUCGAGAACUUCCGCGCUUUGGCUACCGGCGUGAAGAAGGACGGCACUGAACUUCCGGCCGAUUUUGGCUACAAGGGUUCCAAAUUCCACCGUGUCAUCAAGGACUUUAUGAUUCAAGGCGGUGACUUCACCCGCGGAGAUGGCACUGGCGGAAAGUCUAUCUACGGCGACCGUUUUGCGGACGAGAAUUUUAAGCUCAAGCACUCCAAGCCUGGUCUUCUCUCUAUGGCUAACGCUGGCAAGGACACCAACGGCUCCCAAUUUUUCAUCACCACCGUCAUCACCGGCUGGCUUGAUGGUCGCCACGUUGUCUUUGGGGAGGUCCUUGAGGGCAUGGACAUCGUCCACGCCAUCGAGAACGUCCCGAAGGGUCCAUCCGACCGCCCGAAGGAGGAUGUCAUCAUCGCGGCCUCUGGCGAGCUUCCCGUCGAGCAACAGGUACCGCUGAAGGCCGAGGGGGAACUCUAA